CAGCGCCCGGCUCCCGGCUCCGCGCGGCGGGCUGCCCCCGCUCCCGGUACCGCGGCUCCAGAUGCACACCUGUAUAGAUGUUUAAAGCGCCACCACCGGUUGGAAGGAGAGCAACACCUGGAAGCAUCUGGCAUGUCAGAGCCACACUGUCUUCCAUGGGACGCCGUUUGUGAGCAGCUUCCAUUUAAAAGACUUUUGUGAAUACAUGGUCUCAACCAGGUCCCCAGAGAACAUAUUUGUCUUCUGAUCUGCUGGAGGUCUUAAGGAAGCUACUAGAGAAUGUGCUCUACAAAAAUGAGGAUGUAAUCCAAGAAAGAGGAAGCCAUGGGAUCCAGGAAACGGGGGACCCAACACAGGCGAGAGGCGCAGGGAUUUCGCAAGAUGGUGUUAAAAAGAAGCCCCAGGACAACAGAAUCCGAUGACCUCCGUGGGGACCCUGCACUCAGCCAUCAGAGCGCUCCUGCCGCCCAGGAUGCUCCUAAUUCAGUAGUAGAUGCAGGUGGCGUUGAAAGCAUCACCCGGUGUCCCCAGCAGCUUCCUCAGAUGAUGGCUGCAGCAGCCGAUGGUUUGGGGAGUAUAGCGAUAGACACCACGCAGCUCAACAUGUCCGUGACAGAUCCCACAGCCUGGGCCACCGCCAUGAAUAACUUGGGCAUGGUUCCCGUGGGGCUGCCUGGACAGCAGCUCGUGUCCGACUCAAUCUGUGUCCCAGGCUUUGAUCCAGGCCUCAACAUGAUGACUGGGAUCACCCCCAUUAACCCAAUGAUACCAGGCCUGGGGCUUGUACCACCCCCACCGCCAACAGAAGUGGCUGUCGUCAAAGAAAUAAUCCACUGCAAAAGUUGUACUCUUUUCCCUCAAAAUCCAAAUCUUCCUCCUCCUUCCACAAGAGAACGACCUCCUGGGUGUAAGACCGUGUUUGUCGGAGGAUUACCAGAAAAUGCUACGGAGGAAAUUAUUCAAGAAGUCUUUGAGCAGUGCGGUGAUAUUACAGCCAUUCGGAAAAGCAAGAAGAAUUUUUGUCACAUUCGAUUUGCCGAGGAAUUCAUGGUUGACAAAGCCAUUUACCUUUCCGGUUACCGGAUGCGAUUAGGGUCCAGCACGGACAAAAAGGACUCGGGCCGCCUGCACGUGGACUUCGCCCAGGCCAGGGACGACUUCUACGAGUGGGAAUGCAAGCAGCGGAUGCGCGCGCGCGAGGAGCGGCACCGGCGCAAGCUGGAGGAGGACCGGCUGCGGCCGCCCUCGCCGCCGGCCAUCAUGCACUACUCGGAGCACGAGGCAGCGCUGCUGGCCGACAAGCUGAAAGAUGAUAGCAAGUUUUCAGAGGCUAUCACAGUGCUCCUUUCCUGGAUCGAACGAGGGGAGGUCAAUCGGCGUUCUGCAAACCAGUUCUAUUCCAUGGUGCAGUCAGCCAAUAGCCACGUCCGCCGGCUGAUGAACGAAAAAGCCACCCACGAACAGGAGAUGGAAGAGGCCAAGGAGAAUUUUAAAAAUGCCUUAACAGGAAUCCUCACUCAAUUUGAGCAGAUUGUGGCCGUUUUCAACGCUUCUACCAGACAAAAAGCUUGGGACCAUUUCUCGAAAGCUCAGCGCAAGAACAUAGACAUUUGGCGAAAGCAUUCUGAGGAGCUCCGGAACGCUCAAAGUGAGCAGCUCAUGGGCAUCCGCCGCGAAGAAGAAAUGGAAAUGUCAGAUGAUGAGAAUUGUGACAGCCCUACUAAAAAAAUGCGAGUUGAUGAAUCAGGUAAUGCUGACGACCGCCACACGCGCACCCCUGUGAGGCACCAUCAUGCUCUUCCAGAUCUCAGAUGGGGUGUAGGUAUUGGGAAUGGCCACAGCGUGGCAGCCACCGCUGAUGCUGAAAUACACAUAAAAUUUGGUUUCAGUCAGUGUGCUUCUUAUGUGGAAAUUGUUUAA
Molecule: messenger RNA, 1920 nt
Organism: Leptonychotes weddellii (Weddell seal)
Lineage: Eukaryota; Metazoa; Chordata; Mammalia; Carnivora; Phocidae
Source: RefSeq, a predicted model, not a curated record